Messenger RNA from Rotaria socialis, 627 nucleotides. NCBI's taxonomy places the organism in Eukaryota, Metazoa, Rotifera, Eurotatoria, Philodinida, Philodinidae. The record is from the annotation of a GenBank genome assembly.
AUGGAGCGAUCCGAUUUGACUGGUGUUCUGUCCAUAUCAAUAGUUGGAUCAGCAAAUAAUGGCCAAACUGCCAAUAGUAUUUUCAGUGGUGAACCUCAAUCAAAAACAUGUCUCCGAGGUAAAUUGCUGAGGAGAUCGGAACGGAUCCGGGAAAGACGUGCAAAGGAGCCGAGCAUGGGGAGACAGAAGCGGUUCAGUGCUGAUACUGAGCGAGAUCGGAAGAGUCGAAAACUUGAAAACAAGGAGGGUUCGAAGAAUCGAAAAAAGCGGGAUGCCUUACGUCAUCGGAGUCGUCGAGAACGUGUUGAAUCUUUUCUACAUGUUGAAAUGGAUAGGGCUAUUGUAUCUUAUGGCUACCUCGGUAGAAUGGAUUCUAAGUGUCGACACUGCGGCGCACUACACUUUAAGUGUGAGAUCGCAUCUGGGAGAAAAGAUGAAUACAAGCAAUGUUAUCACUGUGGAUCUGUUGAGCUUCCUUCACUGCUGCCAUAUCCAGAUGAAAUGAAAGUCCUUCUGCAAGAUGCAGAUGUAGAUGAUAGAAAUUUCAGAGAACAUGUUCGAAAUUACAAUAGCGCUCUGGCAUUUGCAUCAUUGGCUGCUCAGAUUGUUGCACCAACGACUCGCUGA